Messenger RNA from Zeugodacus cucurbitae (melon fly), 2288 nucleotides. It is a transcript of the gene Ice2, whose product is annotated as little elongation complex subunit 2. Gene Ontology annotation, biological process: snRNA transcription by RNA polymerase II; snRNA transcription by RNA polymerase III; positive regulation of transcription by RNA polymerase III. Lineage: Eukaryota; Metazoa; Arthropoda; Insecta; Diptera; Tephritidae. The transcript has a single exon. The record is from RefSeq and is a predicted model, not a curated record. The coding region runs from base 157 to 2217 and encodes 686 amino acids. Gene Ontology annotation, cellular component: transcription elongation factor complex.
UCGUUUUAAUAGCAUUUAUAAUCUCUAUCGUUUUUUGCCACCAUCAGCUGACAAGUUGUUACUGUUUGUAAACAAAACGCGUUAAAAAAAUGAAACUGUGAACUUUAUAAAAUAGUUAAAUCUGCAUACUUCUGUUUACUAUAUAUUUGUAUUAAAAUGAGUAGUAAUGGGGGUAACCGUCCUCCCAGUACGUUUUUCCAAAAUCAACCGCCUUACACACACUUCAAUAAGUCAUUUGAAGACCCUUCCGAUGCGUUAUUCUGUCAUUUGAACGAAGUGCAUCCUGUUUUCAUGACGCCUGAACACCAGGCGAAUGAUUAUAUAUUCGAAAUGCUAUUGGAUCCACGUACCAAAAAAGAGGUGGAUCACAUUUUCUAUGACUACUCAAGUGGCGUAAAACAAAGGGUUGGGCAUUUUCCCAUUUUAUUGCCUUCAAAUAUGACUAAAGUGGAACAUACCGUGGGAUUACGCGUGAUAGAGGCAUGGCAGGAAUAUAAAGAAGUUAACGAACAGGAUGUAAUACAAUGGCGUCAGCUGGAGAGUGCAAGAAUGAAAGACAAAACUACGUUUGAUAAGUGUGUUAUGGACUUCUCAAAUACGCAAAAGGAGUCGAUUUACGCGCCAUGUGAACGUUUGGUCAGACUUUACAAACAGUUAUAUACCGCAAAACUAACAAAAUUAUUAGAAGCGUAUCCAGAGAACUUGGCAUUAAACACAUGCGUCGGUCUACCACAUCCGCAAAGUUUUAAAGCUAGUCGGACUGAAUAUUUGCAAAUGGAAAAUGUGCGUAUGGUUAAACAUCAAGGUUGGGUGCCAGUGCUAGGGAACUAUAUUAAUGAAAUGCAACGUUUUAAUUUACGUAUAGAAAACUACAUGGAUUAUUACAUUAAUAACAUAAAAUCUAUACUACCAGACGAUAUUACAUGCCACACCAAUAAAGAAGCUAAAAAACCGGCGCACCAAAUUCAUAUUCCAUUGGAAUCGCUGUUAUUUCUGUUGACAACUGGUAGCAGCGCCGACCUGCCAACCGAAGUGCCACUCGAAAUUUCGGAAAGCGGUGUAGAAAAUUCGAAAGUUGUAAAGUUUGAAGAACCGUUACCGCCGCGUGUUUGCGGUUGGUUUGCUCACAAACAAGUAGUGGAAAACGCAUUUGAAACUUUAUUGAGUAGAAAUAAUGAUACACAGUGGCUCUAUAUGGACAAUUAUGUAGCCGAACAAGAAAAGACUGAGGAAACAGCCGAAAUUCGAGCGGUCGAUUAUACAGAAAGACACUUCCGUGCUUACAAAAUUGAACAGUAUUUGGAAAAAAUCAGUACGAAAGAGGAAGAGUGUGUCAAAACUAACUAUGCCGUUAUUGAAUGGCAUCUCAAUGGUAAAAUAGACGAGCUUAACACAGCACAGCUGCAAUUUUUUACACAAUUAAAAAUGUCCCCCUCAAAUGAUGAAUAUGGCGUGCAAUUGUUGAGCAGUCACUCAAUCAAAUUAGAAUAUAAACCACAAUUCGGUGCUGAACAAAUGACUAAGUACGAAUUAAUAAAGGAAUGGUUUCGUGUAAAACUGUUUGGUCAAUGUAAAGGAUUUUCCGAUUACGCCAUAUGCCUACGCGUAGCAGUGCAUGACUUCAGCCAGCAGCUAACGCAUAAAUUAAUGUUGGCAAAUAUCGAGAAACAACUUGCUGAAGUGCAUCAAGUGGACAUGCCAAAAUUGCUAACAGGACUGGCUGAUACUUUAAAUUUGUUAGCGAAAAUACCCACAGGGAAAUACUUCUUGCGCUUCAGUGCAAAAUUUCCCAACAAACUCUUGCUGUCUGCGCCAACUAAUGAAAUCACUUCGAACACAGUUUUCUUGCAUUCCCUAACUAAGGUGAAACCCUCCGAUUUAGUUUUUAUGACCGAAGUACAACACUUGCCAAUAGUUGAUUCAUUGUGCACUGCUUUACAUAAGCAACACAAAAUUAUGCCUUGUGCACUGAAACCACAGCUAACAAGACAAUCACAAACCAAAGUCUUUGGCAAAAUACUCAGUGACGAAGAGUUCGUACAGCGACGUAUGAGGGCUAAAUUGGAAUCGGAAAAGAAAAAGAUAGAAGAACGUUCGAAAUCAAUAAAAUCUCGUCGAAAAAAAGUAAAAGCAAGAAAGGCCAAACAGCGACGAAAGCGUAGAAUGGAAGAGGCAGCUAAUGAAGAAGCUAUAGAAAAAUUUAUAAAUGAAUUUUAGUAGCUUUAAACAUUUACUUUUGCAAUUAAAAUUAAUUUUCUAUUAAAUAUAAUAUGUGUACUAUUUAUUAA